This is a messenger RNA of Aspergillus aculeatinus CBS 121060, 441 nucleotides long. RefSeq lists its product as uncharacterized. Bases 1 to 441 code for a protein of 146 amino acids. The record is from RefSeq and is a predicted model, not a curated record. The transcript has 5 exons. Lineage: Eukaryota; Fungi; Ascomycota; Eurotiomycetes; Eurotiales; Aspergillaceae.
AUGCCUCAGGACGCAGAUUUUCUGAGCCCACGAGGCCUCCUGGUCGACGAUGACUUCUGCUUAAAGCUGGCCACAUUUCGCACGCUGGCCGGAGUCAUUCAGGCGACGGAGAGCCUACCAAGCGACGAUGAUUCCUUCAGCAGUACGCUGGCUUCUCGGACAACGGCUAUCAGAUUCAAACUGGGCCCAAUCGCCGACGAGUUUAUGACGGUCCGACAAGUCGCCGCGAAUCUUUAUGGACAGUACGAGUACACAGGCUACGUGUGUGACAGCGCUCUGGCUCUUUGCUCCACCGCACCUGAUGAUUAUGACAAGAUAUUCGCCGACUUCGAAGCCCUGCGGCAGGACCCCACCAACGACGACCUCCGCGACCGCGUCCAGCAGGAGGUGACCGACCGGCUCAACGCCGUACAGAUUCUCUGCGACCAGGCCAACAGCUAG